GGAGACUUUUGCACUAUAUAACCGUGGUCUAGAAGUAGGAACAUCAUUCAGUCUUCAGCUUCUCGUUGAACACAAACAUCAAACAUGUCUACCUUCGCUGUUCUGUUGCUCUGCAUCCAAGCUUGCUUGGUUCAGGUGAGUGAUCUAACCAAUUUUUUUCUUCCAAUAAUUUCUCAUCCUGAAUAUCAGGAACCGAAUGUGUUCGGUAUCGGGUGCGGCUGCGGGGGUGCAGCUCCUGCCGCUCUCUCCGGCGCCGCUCCCUGCGGCUACGGCCUAGGCUCCGGCCUUGGCUACGGUGCUGGUCUGGCUGGCUCCUACGGAUUGGCUUCUGGUUUGGGUUAUGACGGACUCGCCUACCCUGGCGCUGCCGGUUACGGCUCUGGAGUCGCCGCGUACGGCGGCGCCGGUGAAGGCAACGUGGCGGUCGCUGGUGAGCUGCCAGUCGCCGGUAACACCGCUCUGUAUGGACAGGUGCCCAUCAUGGGCGCUGUCAGUUUUGGUGGAUCUGUCCCGGCUGCUGGUGCCGUGUCUAUCUCCGGACAGUGCGCGUGCGGCUGCGGUGCUCCAAUUGCUGCUCCUGUUUACUGCUGA
Messenger RNA from Helicoverpa armigera (cotton bollworm), 591 nucleotides. RefSeq names its product chorion class A proteins Ld9. The coding region runs from base 85 to 591 and encodes 168 amino acids. The record is from RefSeq and is a predicted model, not a curated record. NCBI's taxonomy places the organism in Eukaryota, Metazoa, Arthropoda, Insecta, Lepidoptera, Noctuidae. The transcript has 2 exons.